Molecule: messenger RNA, 1286 nt
Organism: Phalaenopsis equestris
Lineage: Eukaryota; Viridiplantae; Streptophyta; Magnoliopsida; Asparagales; Orchidaceae
Product: protein ROS1-like
Exons: 8
Molecular function (GO): DNA N-glycosylase activity; DNA demethylase activity
Source: RefSeq, a predicted model, not a curated record
CGCAAAGCUUGCACUUCCAGCACCGGACGAGAAACAAUUUAAAACUCCAUUUCCUUUUACUCAUUCAACUGGCUGCAGUUCCCUUGACGCAAUACCACAGCUUCAGUAUAAUAAUCGCCAGGUCUCUGGAGUACUUUGUGAUAAUUGUGAUCCCGUCAUCGAGCAUCCGCCAUCUCCCAUCAUAGAGGAGCCUCCACCAUCACCGCCUCUUGAAGCGUUGCAGAUUUUAGACACAGACAUAGAAGAUGCAUUCUACGAAGAUGAUGAAAUUCCUACUAUAAAGCUUGAUUUGAAGCAGUUUGGAAAAAAGUUACAGAAUUUUAUUCAAGAAAAUGAUAUGAAGAUCCCUGAUAAUGAUAUAUCCAAGGCAUUAGUUGAGCUAAGUGCAGAAGCUGCUUCUAUCCAAGCUCGCAAAUUAAAGCAUAUAAGUGGCCUUCGCACUGAGCAUCAUGUAUAUGAGCUUCCAGAUUCACAUCUUCUUCUUGAGGGGAUGGAUCAAAGAGAGCCUGAUGAUCCAUCCCCAUAUCUCCUUGCCAUAUGGACUCCAGGUGAAACUGCGCAGUCAAUAGAGCCGCCACAAUCAUGCUGCGAAAUCCAUGAGACCGGACUACUCUGUGAGAGAGAGACAUGCUUUGCUUGUAAUAGUAGAAGAGAAUUAGAGGCUCAAACUGUCAGAGGAACACUUUUGAUACCAUGUCGAACUGCCAUGAGAGGAAGAUUUCCACUUAAUGGCACUUAUUUUCAAACUAAUGAGGUCUUUGCAGAUCAUGAUUCUAGUCGCAACCCGAUUCAAGUUCCUCGAAGCUGUCUAUGGAAUCUUCCACGAAGGACAGUAUACUUCGGAACGUCAAUAGCUGCAAUAUUUAGAGGUUUCACUGCCACAGAACCCAUUCAGUACUGCUUCUCAAAAGGCUUUGUUUGUGUGAGAGGCUUUGAUAGGACAACAAGAGAACCAAAACCACUCUAUGCUAGGCUUCAUUUGCCCAGAAGCAAAGCACCUCCCAACAAGAAGCCAUGGGUAAGACGAGAGGAAUAAGCAGCCAACCAAACUAAUCAGCUCCUUCAGAUAUAUAUCAUAAUCUUGCAAUUGUUAUUCUAAUCUGACAUUCAUUGUGGCUUUUACAUGAGAAAUUGAUUUAUUUUCAUUUUAAGCUUUAUUUGGUAAAAUUGUGUUGAUGUGUUAUGGCUUCUUAUUUGGUGUGAGUGAAAUAGAUGUUGUUAUAUGAUUGAUAUGGAUCUAGUUUUUCUAUACAUUGUGAUUAUGCUAUGGAAGAGUUAUAUAUGCA